AGCAGCUCCAGUGGUGAAAAAUGUAAAACGAUUCAGAGUAUAUAUUUACGGAAGAAGGAAAUCGGAGGUCAAUUCGCUUCUCCAAAACCCUAACAUUUCGUCUUUCUUCGUUGAAACAUCCGAAGCUGUUAACCCGUGCGAAUGGCGGAUUCUCCUGUGAGAAGGAACUCAAGGUCCCCUUCCCCGUGGAGAGCUCAAUCAAGAUCAAGAUCCAGGUCAAGGUCCAGGUCUAGGCCUAGGUCUAGGUCUAGAUCACGAUCUGUCCCAAGACAAAGGCCAAGGUCCCGUUCAAGAAGCCGCGGCAGAUCAAGAUCAAGAAGUCAUGAGAGGGUGGGAGAGACUCAAAAUCCAGGGAAUACACUUUAUGUGACAGGUCUAUCGUCAAGGGUGACUGAGAGAGACUUAGAGGAGCACUUCUCUAAAGAAGGAAAAGUUGCAUCAUGUUUUCUUGUGGUGGAGCCUCGAACACGGAUUUCUCGUGGUUUUGCUUUUAUCACAAUGGAUACUGUUGAGGAUGCUAACCGCUGUAUCAAAUACCUAAAUCAAUCAGUUUUAGAGGGUCGCUAUAUCACAGUUGAGAGGUCGCGAAGAAAGCGGCCAAGAACUCCCACACCUGGACACUAUCUUGGGUUGAAAAGUACAAGAGACUAUGGUCACCGUGGUGACCGUGGUGGUGAUCGUGGAAGGUAUCGAGGUGGACCUGGACGUGAUGAUUAUCAAUAUCGACGGUCCCCUAGGCGAUCACCAUAUCGAGGUGGCAGGGACUAUUCUCCAAGGCGCUCUCCCUAUGGUGGGGGUGGAAGAUCUAGGAGGGAAAGGUCUAGGUCACCCCCUUACUCUCCAUACGGCAGCCCAGAUAGGAGAUAUGCUCGGGGAUCUAGGUGAUGUUUUUGUUAUUUAAGUUUUUAGAGGGAAAGCAAGAAUGUGUAGCUAUUAUGGUACCUUGACCAUCUAUUUUUGCGUAUGUGAUGUACUUGUGUUCCCGAGGAUGUCUGCAGUUGUGUGCCUUGUUGUUAAAAUGUUAAAAACCUAGUGUUGGAAUCUGAAUCACAAGUCAGCAUGUGUCACUAGUGCAUAUCUUUUUAUGAUAUUUACUAUAUACUGUUCGAACUAUUUA
This is a messenger RNA of Arachis stenosperma, 1117 nucleotides long. Its product is annotated as serine/arginine-rich splicing factor SR45a. Gene Ontology annotation, cellular component: spliceosomal complex. The transcript is spliced from 8 exons. The record is from RefSeq and is a predicted model, not a curated record. Gene Ontology annotation, molecular function: RNA binding. Lineage: Eukaryota; Viridiplantae; Streptophyta; Magnoliopsida; Fabales; Fabaceae. Gene Ontology annotation, biological process: positive regulation of mRNA splicing, via spliceosome. The coding region runs from base 142 to 885 and encodes 247 amino acids.